GAAUUUAUGAAUUUAAAUGUUGGCACAGAUCUCCUUGUCAUCAUCAAGAAUUGCCUUGGCAAUAAACGGGUCAUCUCCUUCCUUUGACUCCUAAAAUUUCCACUCCCCACUAUUGGCUCUGCGUAGCUAGCAAGCAAAACUUCGAAGCUUUGCUUCACAGACAGCAAUGGCAGAACCCAAGACCAAGUACGAUCGUCAGCUCAGGAUUUGGGGUGAGCAAGGACAGGAAGCCCUUGAGAAAGCUAGCAUAUGCUUGCUUAAUUGUGGUCCUACUGGCUCUGAAACAUUAAAGAAUCUUGUUCUUGGUGGGAUUGGAAGCAUCACUGUAAUUGAUGGUUCUAAAGUUGAAGUUGGUGACCUUGGGAACAACUUUAUGUUGGAUGAAACAAGUGUUGGGCAAUCAAAGGCAAAAUGUGUGUGUGCUUUUCUGCAGGAGCUAAAUGAAGCUGUUAAAGCCAAGUUUAUAGAAGAGUAUCCAGAGGCUCUGAUUAAGACAAAUCCAUCGUUCUUUUCUCAGUUCACCUUGGUAGUAGCCACUCAGUUGGUGGAAGAUUCAAUGAUUAAGCUGGAUAGAAUUUGUAGAGAAGCAAGUGUUUUGUUGAUAUUUGCACGCUCCUAUGGACUUACUGGGUUUGUCCGGAUCAGUUUGAAGGAGCAUGCAGUGAUUGAAUCAAAGCCUGAUCACUUUCUGGAUGACCUUCGACUUAAUAAUCCGUGGCCUGAGCUCAAGAGAUUUGCAGAAACAAUUGAUAUAAACGUGCCAGAUCCUGUUGUCCAUAAGCACACACCCUAUGUCAUUAUUCUUGUCAAGAUAGCAGAGGAGUGGGUCAAAUCACAUGGGGGCAGCCUUCCAUCAAGCAGGGAAGACAAAAAGGAGUUCAAGGAACUUCUUAAAACUAAGAUGGUUGCAAUGGAUGAAGACAACUAUAAAGAAGCUAUUGAGGCCUCAUUCAAGGUCUUUGCUCCUCAUGGAAUUAGCUCAUAUUUGCAAAAGAUAAUUAAUGAUAGCUGUGCUGAAGUUGAUUCUAAUUCAUCUGAUUUUUGGAUCAUGGUGGCAGCCUUAAAGGAGUUCAUUGCUAAUGAGGGUGGUGGGGAGGCACCACUUGAGGGAUCAAUACCAGAUAUGACAUCUUCAACUGAGCAUUAUGUAAAUUUGCAGAAAAUUUACCAAGCCAAGGCUGAGGCUGAUUUUCUUGUUGUGGAGGAACGGGUGAGAAAUAUCCUAAAAAAAAUUGGUAGAGAUCCAAAUAACAUCUCAAAGGCAAAAAUAAAAAGCUUCUGCAAAAAUGCAAGAAAACUCACAGUGUGUAGGUAUCGCCUUAUUGAGGAUGAAUUUAAUUCUCCAAUCCAACCAGAGUUACAAAAAUAUUUGACAGAUGAGGACUGCAGUGUUGCUGUGGGAUUUUAUAUUUUGCUUCGAGCUGUUGAUCGGUUUGCUGCGAAUUACAACAGUUUUCCUGGGCAAUUUGAUGGUGAAAUUGAUGAGGAUAUAUCUCGUUUGAAAACUACAGCUGUUGGCUUGCUUGGUGACCUAGGCUGCAAUGGCUCAACCUUGACAGAGGACCUUAUUAAUGAGAUGUGCCGAUAUGGUGCUGCAGAGCUCCAUGCAGUUGCUGCAUUCAUUGGGGGAAUUGCAUCCCAGGAAGUCAUCAAGCUUAUCACAAAACAGUUUGUUCCGAUGAGGGGGACUUUCAUAUUCAAUGGUAUUGAUCACAAAUCUCAGCUGUUGUCACUUUAAGCUGGAAGUCCUCAAAAAGUAAUUGGUAAUUUUAUCAGAUGAAGAUGGAGAAAAGGAUUUCUUCACAUUAUUGAAGGGUAAGUUCAGUUUGUUGGAUAACUGAAGCACUUGUAGUAUGUAUGUAACGAUUCCAUGUAUUGAAAAAAAAAAAGGGGGAGCUUGGGACCCAAAAAGAAAGAGGGGAAAAUGUUUAACACUAAAUGAAAAGUUUUAAUAAUAGGUUUUGAAAAGAAAACAGGGUUUUACAUUUUUCACCACAGGAUGGAGCUGUAACUACUGCUGCUUUUUUUCCUCUUUGUAAGGUUAUUUGCUGCUAAUUUAUUUAUUUUUGUUCGGGACUCCCCUCGUAUCUGGUUCUUGGAAUGGAACGCAAACAUGAAGAAUUUAUUAGUGAUAAAUUUGAAUCAUUUGGUUC
Messenger RNA from Malania oleifera, 2153 nucleotides. Its product is annotated as NEDD8-activating enzyme E1 regulatory subunit AXR1-like. Gene Ontology annotation, molecular function: NEDD8 activating enzyme activity. Gene Ontology annotation, biological process: protein neddylation. The transcript is spliced from 15 exons. The record is from RefSeq and is a predicted model, not a curated record. Bases 167 to 1738 code for a protein of 523 amino acids. Gene Ontology annotation, cellular component: cytoplasm. NCBI's taxonomy places the organism in Eukaryota, Viridiplantae, Streptophyta, Magnoliopsida, Santalales, Ximeniaceae.